CAAUCGAAAACACGAAAUUGAGGAUUUGUAAAAUCCUUGUGUUGGAUUCGCAACAACCUCCUCAUACGCAACUUGGCUCCUGUGAGCAGAUGCAUGGAGGACAACCCCGGGCGCCUCUUGGCUCUUAAUACACACCAUACUCCCGUUUACCUCUUGAGAUGGCCGGAAACUAUGUUGGUGACUCGGAUGUGAAAGUUGGUCUUCCUCCUUUGGAUCACGUGAAUCCCUUGAAGCUGUUCGAUAUUGCUAGAGAGCAGGGAAGACCACUGUAUACCUCGGCGCCUAUGGUGAGGUAUAGCAAGCUUGCUUUUCGCCAGACAGUGCAUAAGUAUGGCGUCGACCUGUGCUGGACACCGAUGAUCCUGGCAAAAGAGUUCAACAGAAGCGUCUUCGCACGAGACAGUGACUUCACACUCCCCCCUUCUCCGACAUCAGUCCCAACGAUCCUCCAAUUCGGCGCCAACUCUCCCCUCGAGUUCGCGCGCGCAACAAGCACCAUGGCACCCUUCGUCUCAGGAGUGGAUCUCAACUGCGGCUGUCCCCAGUCCUGGGCAUGCGCGGAAUGUCUGGGUGCCGCGCUGAUGAACAAGCGUGAGCUCGUUGCUGAUAUCGUCAAAGAGGCCAAGGCGACGCUGAAGAGUGAUGGGUAUGAAGGGCGGAGGACAGUUAGUGUCAAGAUCAGGAUACACAAAGACCUACGCCAAACAAUAGACUUCAUCAAAACCGUCCAAGACGCUGGCGUCGACUUCCUCACUAUCCACGGCCGCACCAAAGCUCAACGCUCCUCCGAGCCUGUCAACACCGAAGCCCUCACCCUCCUCCGACCCCACGUCACCGUUCCCCUCAUCGCCAACGGCGACGUCUCAACCCUCGUAAUCGCAUCUUCCAUCGUCGCUGAAACAGGCGUGGACGGCGUCAUGUCGGCGCGCGAUAUCCUGGCCAACCCGGCCCUGUUCGCGGGGCACGAUACCUGUCCGUGGGAAGCGGUUGAGCACUUUAUGAAUCGUGUCGUGAGGGCGCCGAUUCCGUUUAAGCUUGUGGUGCAUCAUUUGAGUCAGAUGACGGGUAGUGCGGGAGGGGGUAAGCCGGCGUUGCUGGGGAAGGAGGAGAGAGGGGAGCUGAUGGAGUGUCGGGAUAUGAUCGAGGUGAUUGACUUUUUGGAUCGGGUUAAGGGGAUUACGCGGCUUUAGAUGGGGGCAUAUAGAUGAGAGCAUAUAAAUGACAACAAUGAAGCAG
Messenger RNA from Pseudogymnoascus verrucosus, 1236 nucleotides. RefSeq lists its product as uncharacterized. Bases 159 to 1190 code for a protein of 343 amino acids. The record is from RefSeq and is a predicted model, not a curated record. Lineage: Eukaryota; Fungi; Ascomycota; Leotiomycetes; Thelebolales; Thelebolaceae. The transcript has 6 exons. Gene Ontology annotation, biological process: tRNA processing. Gene Ontology annotation, molecular function: flavin adenine dinucleotide binding; tRNA dihydrouridine synthase activity.